CGAAUAUUCGAAAUUUCAAAUAUGAAUCGAAUGUUUGCGAUAAUCGGUUCGUAUUCGUAUUCGAAAAUUUGAUGUUCGAGUUUUCGAAUAUUCGUAAAUGUUCGAAUAUCCGAUUUUUUAUUUUUUUUUCGGAUAUUGUUGCAGCUUAUUACAAAGGUGUUGCGGGUUGCGCGCGAGAACUUGUACGUUGCAGCAACAGCGACGAACAUGUUUAGUAGAAUAACUGCAAAGCGAGGCGCGUAGUUUUCGAGGUGGCUGCACGUUCGGUAACCGAAACCGAAACUAGUACGCGGUUGUGUGCAGCCGCCAUUUUAAAGUCCGCCCGUGCCAAACGCGAAACCGUGGUACGCUUGAUGCAUCGCCAGUACAGUUGCGGAUUUAGUGGAUUGCCAACGAACUCUGAACACUUGCGUUAGGCCUACGGUUCGAUGAAAUUCCGGUUAAAUAUUGAUUUCUUUUCUUUCUUUUGUAUGAUAAAAGUGCCAACAAGGACGUCAAUAACGCUGCAAAGACAUUUGAAACUGCACUAACUCUUGUCACAGAGGAUAGCAAGACGAAUAUAGCCUUAAAGCUCGACCCGCAUGGAGCGAUUUUGCUCGCGACUCGCGAGUUUUUUUUAGCGCGCGCGCAGAUUUCCGCUGUGAAAUGAAAGAAGCGCCGAACACGAACGUGUGCGGAGGUUGCGGACACAAUCACUCGUGAUGAGCACAGCCAUAUAACAACGUCGAGGAUCGCGGCUUUACUGCGCGAAUCAAUGAGGUUGUUCUAAACCAUGCAUUACCGUCAGGAACGAGGGACUCACGCGUGACUUCACGCGUGAGAGCAGAGUGAAACCGCGCGCAGUUUCUCGCCUACACGGCAAAUGCGGAAGGCAUUGUCAGAGCAAGAAGAGAGCACUAGCCACCUUCAUUUUCCUUCCGAGACGUGCUCAUCGCUAAACCAUCCCACAUUCUGAACAUACGUCAUUUGCCCUUCACUUUCAAUCUGUCUGUCUCACUAACACCGUUACAAUGCCAACACAGGUGUUCACUGUUCAUGAAAGAUUUUUGAAGUGCAAGCUGCUUUUAUGGUAUUCAGCUUGCCUCAUGAGAACAGCACAUUGUUUCGUUGUAAAAAGAAUGUUACUGUACAUAUGCAUAUAGGCACGUACGCCCUAUGCUAAGCCAUUACAUUACAUUAAUACAUACUCAGCACUUGGGGCAUUUUUCUAAUGAUAUAAUGAUCAGCAGAAGGCAAGUGACCAUGCUCAUGCUUGUUUUCGGGACUUAAUUGUUACUCUUAGAAGCCUUUAUCGUACGACGUUGUACUCGAUAUUCGAAGGACAAUUUUGCUGAUAUACGUAAUCGAAAAUUUCAAUAUUCGCACACCUCUAAUGGUUUCUCAACCCCUUUAUGGAUCAAUGCAGAGCAGAUGCGUUGUGUCUUGUAUGCAAGCGUUCAUCCUUCAGAUAGUUGCAUAAGACUAUAUGUUUGUGCCUGAACAAACGUUGUGGUCUUGUGACUCCCGAAAUGCGUGGCUUUGCAGGCGACAGUUGGAGCCCAUCCGUGCUGCAGGAGGGAAUAACAAGGCGUAGUAGCAGCAAAGGGGACACUGGUGCCUAUGGGACUCCCGUGGCCAAGGAUGACAUUAGUGCAAUUAAGGACGGCAAUACCGUGUCAACCUGUGCCGUAGAAGCCAACUGUGCAGAUGGCACGGUACCGCUACAGAAGGAAAUGGGCCUCUUCGGUGGCACGGCCUUGAUCAUCGGGUGCGUCAUUGGUUCUGGUAUCUUCGUGACCCCGUCUGUGGUGUACCGAGAGGCCGGUUCCGUUGGAAUGGACCUGGUGAUCUGGGGUCUGGGUGGCCUCAUCUCAUUCAUAGGUGGCCUAUGCUACGCUGAACUGGGAAGCCUCCUGCCGGCGUCUGGAGGGGACUACGCCUACUUCUGUGCUGCUGGCAAGGUUCUGCCUAUGGGCUCCGGAAUGGGUGCCUUCCUCUCUGCCUGGGCCCAGUUCACUGUCACCGAUCCCUUAGGGGCAGCCACACAAGGCCUUGCCUUUGCCAGUUACGUGCUGCGGCCGAUCUACCAUACGUGCAACCCACCUUACUUAGCUGUAAUCCUCGUAACCGCGACCUUCAUCGGACUGACGACAUUCAUCAACUGCAUCUCGACGAAGGUGUCGGCACAAGUGCAGGAUCUCCUGUCUUCUAUUAAGUGCCUCGUACUGAUUUCCAUAAUACUUACAGCAGCGGUAUUAUCUUACAGAGUGAACCAUCUAACGGACGUCCCGUUGUUCGCAAACACGAACAGGGAUCCUGGUCGCAUCACUCUAGCCAUCUAUGGAGCAUUAUUUUCCUAUUCCGGGUGGAAGUCCGUGAAUUUAGUCGCCGCCGAAAUGACGGAUCCUCAUCGCCAGUUGCCCCGAGCCAUAGCGGCGGGUCUUCUUACCGUCACAGUCAUCUACAUCCUCACUAACGUGGCGUACUUCAUCUGCCUUGAUGGACAAGAGAUGCUGAGAUCGGAAGCUGUGGCUGUGUCCUUCGCCCAAGCUACCUGGGGCGUCAAAGCGACCAUCCUUGUACCUAUCUUUGUUUCAAUCAGUGUCUUCGGUUCUGCCUGCGCAGGCUCGUUUUGCAGUUCGAGAGUUGUACUAGCCGCCUCAAGACAAGGACACUUGCCACAAUUCUUGUCCAACGUUCAUGCUGAGUCGGCCGUACCACUUGCGUCGACUAUCGUACGAGGCUUUCUCGGAGUAGUCUAUGCCAUCUUCGCGGGAAGCCUAGAUGCCCUCAUCGAAGCCGGCGUUUUCAUCGACAGCAUCUUCGACGUCCUCGGCGUUGUCAGCCUGUUCGUGCUGCGCCACACCAUGAAGGAAACUCCGCGAGCAUAUAAGGUUCCAAUUGUGCUCGCAGUCGUGCGACUUCUGAUCGCCAUGGGGCUGGUGGUAAUUCCUCUUGUGAGCGCUGCUAGAUACACUCCCUACAUUCUAGUGCUGCUCCUUCUAGAGGCAGGAAUAAUCUACUACUGGCUUUUCGUUGACCUGAAGCUUCGACUGCCUGGUUCGGAUGCCUUCAACGUCUUUGUGCAGAAAGUGCUAUUUUCCGCACCGUGUGCAAAUGAACUCGAAGAUAUCCUGGCGGUGAACAAGGUGCUCUGAAUGGUCUGGCGAUGUGCAAAGAUUGAUUGAACAAGUAGUUACCCCUGUCGCUCUCGAACAAGCUUUACUCGGUGCUCAAGGAGGGGCACCAAAAGAUAGCCACAAGCGGCAGCUCUGUCGAUGCCUGUUGGCCCCGUGGGUCAUAUACACAGACUAUUGAGGUGAAUAUGACAGGGUACUUGGUACAAAAUCUGUUUUUCCACCUGGCCAGUCUAGGUUAGUGUUUGAUGGGGGGUAGGAGUGGUGGUGAUCACACUUUGCCUUCAAAUUCAAUGCACAGUAACGUAAGAUGAAGGCAUACAUGAACAGCAAUAAAGUUGUUGUUGUUGAAGGAAAAUAUGAUUACGAAGUACACGUAUAUUAAUGAAAGAAAGAAGUCACUGAAAAGGUUAAUCAGCUGUAGGACUCGAACCCACAUCUUCUGGGUAAUAAAUCCAGAAGAUGUGAAUUCCAGUCCUACAGCUGGCUAACCUUUUCAGUGGCUUCCUUCUUUCAUCAUUAAUUUCUUAGGCACUUGAGGCUUUGUAUGUAUUUGUCCGUUCUAUGUGUUUCACACUCUUAAAAAAAGGGUGUACUUUAACUCAUUUCCUUGCCACA
Ornithodoros turicata is the source of this 3734-nucleotide messenger RNA. Its product is annotated as Y+L amino acid transporter 2-like. Bases 1509 to 3137 code for a protein of 542 amino acids. NCBI's taxonomy places the organism in Eukaryota, Metazoa, Arthropoda, Arachnida, Ixodida, Argasidae. The transcript is spliced from 10 exons. Gene Ontology annotation, biological process: amino acid transmembrane transport. Gene Ontology annotation, molecular function: L-amino acid transmembrane transporter activity. Gene Ontology annotation, cellular component: membrane. The record is from RefSeq and is a predicted model, not a curated record.